ACAUACACAAAUACAAGCGUACAGUCGCAACAUCUUAAAAAAAUUGAAACUUAAAUUUGGCAGCGUAAAACCUUACCAGUCCAAAAAUUUCUACAAGCAAUUGAAAAUUUAUUCUUGUAAUGAACGUGACCGCUGUGAAAAAGUCAAUGUCGUAGGACCGCAGAUAGCAGAAGUGAAUAGCAAAAAAACCGCCAACAUGAUUGCAUCCGAAUCGGAGGCAAUAAAUUCGGCCACUUAUGUGGAUAAUUAUCUGGAUUCCGUGGAGAACUUGCCCGACGAUGUGCAGCGCCAGCUGUCCCGCAUCCGUGACAUCGAUGUGCAGUACCGAGGUCUCAUCCGUGAUGUGGAUCACUAUUAUGACCUUUAUGUGCUGCAUCUAAACUCACCGGACAGCCAACGUCGCUGCCGUUCCAUAACCCGUAUGCAUCAGAGCCUAAUACAGGCCCAGGAGCUGGGCGAUGAGAAAAUGCAGAUUGUCAAUCAUCUGCAGGAGAUAAUCGAUGCGAAGGUACGACAACUGGACACCGAUCAGCAGAAUCUCGACCUGAAGGAGGAGCGUGAACAGCGUUAUAUUCUGCUCGACGAUAGUCCCGCCUCCAAAUUGCAGCGGUUACAGAGCCCCAUGUGUGAUCAGGGCAACAGCGCCGGCAACAAUGUAUUAAAUAGCACCGGUUUGUCCGCAAGCAAUGCAGCCAACUCCGUGGCUAAGGAACACUAUGGUGCACUUAGUUAUGGUGCCGUGAUCGCUGUCGCGGCGACGGGUGUUGGCCUAAGUGGGAAUGGUGGCGGCGGCGGCGGCUCAACGCCCACAUAUGACCGUGGCAGCCAUUUAACGAGCAGUGCAAACAAUGGAUUCAAUGGCACCUUCUGUGGCAGCAACAGCAGCGAUCUUCAGCGUUCGGGCAGCAAACGUUCGCGGCGACGCAACGAAAGUGCGCCCAACAAUGGCAGCUCCAACGAGAUGGGCGGCAAUGAAUCAAAUUCAGCAAACGAAGCAGGCAGCAGUGGCAAUGGGAAUAGUGAGCGUAAAUCUGUCAUGACUGGCGGUGCUUUGGGCCAGCGCAAGAGUCAUGUACAGCUGGUUGGAAGUGGUGUUGGCGCUGGUGGUGGUGUUGUCACCGCUGGCGGCAGCGGAUCUGGUGGUGCUGGCGGCGGCGGUGGUGGUGUUGGUGGUGCUGGCAAUGUCGGCGGCGGCGGUGGCAGCAACUCGGGCAAGAAAAAGAAACGCAAAGUGCGUGGCGCAGGCGCUUCGAAUACGGCAGCGAAUGCACGGGAGGAAACGCCGCCACCAGAGCCCAUCGAUCCCGAUGAGCCAACGUAUUGCGUCUGUAAUCAGAUUUCUUUUGGCGAAAUGAUACUCUGCGACAACGAUCUGUGCCCCAUCGAGUGGUUUCACUUUUCGUGCGUUUCACUUGUGCUGAAGCCAAAGGGUAGAUGGUUCUGCCCGAAUUGUCGUGGCGAGCGACCGAAUGUCAUGAAACCGAAGGCGCAAUUCCUUAAGGAGCUCGAGCGCUACAACAAGGAGAAGGAGGAGAAAACCUAAAUCCAAACAAAACCGGGUUAAAAAAAAGAAAAAAAAACAGUUUUGUGUCAAACACUAAGCCGUUAAAAUUAGACAUUACAGCCAGGGCUCCGCACUAUGUAAAUUAUUCGCUUCUUCAAUUUGUGAAACUUUCAAUUUGUCUAUUGUUUGGGCCUACGGCCCUUUGUAUCCACAUUAUGAAACAGUGGCUUAAGUUAUUUUUUGUAUAAACGUUCUCGCUACAUUAUCUGUAAGAAUUAAAAUUUAACAAAUGCUAAUAAACAUUGAUAUUCAUAC
Drosophila grimshawi is the source of this 1819-nucleotide messenger RNA. RefSeq names its product inhibitor of growth protein 1. Lineage: Eukaryota; Metazoa; Arthropoda; Insecta; Diptera; Drosophilidae. Gene Ontology annotation, cellular component: nucleus. Gene Ontology annotation, biological process: positive regulation of DNA-templated transcription. The transcript has 3 exons. The record is from RefSeq and is a predicted model, not a curated record. Bases 197 to 1543 code for a protein of 448 amino acids.